Molecule: messenger RNA, 1179 nt
Organism: Musca vetustissima
Lineage: Eukaryota; Metazoa; Arthropoda; Insecta; Diptera; Muscidae
Product: zinc finger HIT domain-containing protein 2
Exons: 2
Coding region: 1-1179 (392 amino acids)
Source: RefSeq, a predicted model, not a curated record
AUGUCCGAAAAUGAGUGCCAAAUCUGUAACAAACAGAAAUUCAAAUAUACCUGUCCACGGUGUAAUAUUGCAUAUUGCUCCGUCGAUUGCUAUAAAUCCCAAGCGCACUUAAAAUGUUCCGAGGAGUUCUACAAACAAUGCAUACAAGAUGAAUUGUCGGCAAAAGCUGGGGAUCCACAAAACAGCGAUGAUGUACGAAAAAUGUAUGACAUCCUGAGAAGAAUACGAGAAUCUGAUGCCGGCAUACCAAUUGAAGAUUUCGAUCAAGAUUCACUAGAUUCAGAUGAUGAGGAGGAAGGUGGUGGUGGACCGGAUGAAGAUGCCGAAGAAGAUGGUGAAUCGUUGCAACAGAGACAGGGAUUUGAAGAAUGUGAUGAAUUGGAUAUUGCUGAACGUCUUAAAGAUGUUGAUAUCAAUGAUGCCGAUGAAGUAUGGGAACACUUGACGGCAGAAGAAAAGGAGGAAUUUAAAAAAUUACUAGCCACCGGUGAUAUAAUGAAACUAGUACCCGAUUUUAGACCAUGGUGGUUAAAAGAUGCGAAAAAUUCCAAAAUUGUUGAUAUUUCUAAUAAGAAAGAAGAACCAUCACAUUGGACCAUGCCAGCAAUUUAUGAAAAUAUCGCAAAAUUUUCAACGAUAUGCAGUAAAGAACCGGCUCCAUGUUUGCACUACAAUUUGUGGAAUAUUUUGACAGCAUAUGCAUGUACGGCCCGCUAUUUUCAUGGAGAACAUUUAACAAAUCCAAAUGAGGCCGCCGCAUUUCUCGUAAAUUUAAGUUCCAGCCUUAAAUAUGGUACUAAUUUUGAAGAGGUAGAAGACGCAAUUGUUUCUGUCGAAAUGGAAGCAUUAACCACUGGAAAUGGUGCCGCCCAACUACUACCGACCGGAUCACCUCAAUCGUUACUGGUAGAAAGUCGAGAACAGCUACAAUCCGAUGCCAAGCAAUUGAUGUCAACACGUCACAAUAAAUUGGCUGCCUUAAGUGAUAUUUUGAAAAUAUUCCAGCUGACAAAGAAUAUUUUGAAGAAAGCAAAGAAGGAACAUGCCGAAUUUCAAAAAUUAUUUGCCUUAAGCAGUGGCAUGGAAGAGUUGACACGUACAAAAGUUCAACAAAUUGUUAAAAAAUUGGAAUUUUAUUUAUCAUAUGUUAAUCGAGAUGCGGAAAAUGAUUUGAAAUAA